Penicillium maclennaniae is the source of this 1686-nucleotide messenger RNA. RefSeq names its product putative tannase. Bases 1 to 1686 code for a protein of 561 amino acids. The record is from RefSeq and is a predicted model, not a curated record. The transcript has 2 exons. NCBI's taxonomy places the organism in Eukaryota, Fungi, Ascomycota, Eurotiomycetes, Eurotiales, Aspergillaceae.
AUGCGUCUCCAAACCGGCGCAUCGAUUUCGCUCUUGGCGGCGGCAGCCAAUGCCAAAUCACUCGCCGAUUUGUGCACCGUCUCGCACGUCAAGUCUACUCUGCCCUCGGACGGCACUCUGUCCGGCAUCAACGUGAUCCCCUCAGCCUCCACCGCCAACAUUUUGUACAAUGCUAGCACCGGCAUGGGUAGCUCCAGCAGCUCGACCUACAAUUACUGCAACGUGACUCUCACCUACCGUCACCCCGGCAAGACCGCCAAUGUCAUCAUCAACCUUGGUUUGCCGUCUCCUUCCGACUUCAAAAAGCGGUUUUACGUUGCAGGUGGUGGUGGCUACUCUUUGAACGCCGAUUCUACCGGUGGUCUCGAGUACGGUGCUGUUAGUGCUGCUACCUCUGCCGGUUAUGAUGCUCUGAGUGGCACUACCCUUGACGAGGUUAAUCUAGCCGGGAACGGCUCGAUUAAUUGGGAUAAUGUCUACAUGUUCAGCUACCAGGCUCUAGGUGAAAUGACCCAGCUUGGAAAGUAUGUCACCAAGAACUUCUACGGCAUGAACGACAGCAAAAAGCUCUACACCUACUAUGAGGGAUGCUCCGAUGGUGGACGUGAGGGUAUGAGCCAGAUCCAGCGCUAUGGUGAGGAGUAUGACGGUGCUAUCACCGGCGCCCCGGCCUUCCGUUACGGCCAGCAGCAGGUCAACCACCUCUUCCCCAACCUUGUUGAGCAUACUAUGCACUAUUACCCUCCUCCUUGUGAGCUUGCCCAGAUUGUGAAUGCUACCAUCAAAGCUUGCGACCCUCUGGAUGGCCGUACGGACGGUGUCAUCUCCCGUACCGAUCUCUGCAAGCUCAACUUCAAUAUGUCCUCAAUCAUCGGCGAGGACACAACUUCCUACCAGCCCGCUCAGAGCGGCAAAGUCUCGAAGGAGGGUGUCGCCGUUGCUCAGGCCAUCAUCGACGGUCUCCACAACCUCAAGGGCGAACAGGCCUACCUUUCGUGGCAGAUCGGUUCCGAGUUCUCAGAUGCUGCGACGCAGUGGAACAACAACACCAAAGCGUGGGAGCUCGAUAUUACCUCCCUUGGCGGUGAGUUCGUCACCAAGUUUGUCGAGCUUGUCGACCUCGACAACCUUUCCACUCUAGAUGGCGUUACCUAUGACACUAUGGUCGGAUGGAUGAACACUGCUAUGAUCCGCUACAUGGAUAGUCUACAGACCACUCUGCCCGAUCUGACUGCCUUCCAGCAGGCAGGUGGCAAGCUCAUUCACUACCACGGCGAGUCCGACCCCAGUGUUCCUACUGGGUCCUCCAUUCACUACUGGCAGUCCGUCAAGUCCAUCAUGUACCCCGGCGAGUCCUUGAGCAAGGCUGCUUCCAAGAUGUCUGACUGGUACCAGCUUUAUCUGAUCCCUGGUGCCGCCCACUGCGGUACCAAUACCCUUCAGCCCGGCCCUUACCCCGAGGACAACAUGGCGACUAUGAUUGACUGGGUCGAGAACGGUAUCAAGCCCCAGCGUCUGAACGCUACGGUUUCUUCUGGCACUUACGAGGGUGAGGUUCAAAAGCUUUGCCAGUGGCCCAAACGCCCUCUCUGGAAGAGCAAGACUCACUUUGAUUGCGUCUAUGACCAGAAGUCUUACGAGAGUUGGACUUAUGAAUUCCCCGCCUUCAAGAUCCCUGUCUACUAA